Chondrus crispus (carragheen) is the source of this 2130-nucleotide messenger RNA. RefSeq names its product GTP-binding protein. Gene Ontology annotation, molecular function: GTPase activity; GTP binding; translation elongation factor activity. Bases 1 to 1824 code for a protein of 607 amino acids. Gene Ontology annotation, biological process: translational elongation. The transcript has 2 exons. The record is from RefSeq and is a predicted model, not a curated record. NCBI's taxonomy places the organism in Eukaryota, Rhodophyta, Florideophyceae, Gigartinales, Gigartinaceae.
AUGUCUUCAAGAAGAAGAAGGAAGGCGUCAGCAGCGGGGCCUGCCUCGCCGGCCAGCUCCACGCAAACCGCCAUCCGAAUACACCCAUCGCUCGCGCCCGCUGCGUCUGUACCCGUGCGCAAAGAUCCACCGGGGGACGAGACACCGCCGCUUCUAUCCGAGAGCGACUCCGUUGCCUCGCGCUCCUCGUUAGGGGAGGACCGUCCGCGCCACGAGGACACCGACGAUUUGCUCCCCGAAGAUGACGAGGGGUCGGUCGAGUACAAGUGGCGUCUCGUCAACCCCACCCGCGACCGCUUCGCUCAGCUAGUCACUCAGCUCAAUUUCAGGUUGUCCGAGGGGAAUGGCGAGGCCAUUUAUGAGCUCGGCGUGGAAGACAACGGUCGUAAGAAGGGUUUACCAGCAGACGUCCUUGCUGCCUCCCUCGAGACCUUGAAGCGGAUGGCUCAUGACCUUGGUGCGGAGACCCAAGUUUUGAGAGAGGCUGAUGGAAAAGAGGGUCGCGUCGCUCAAGUGUUGGUAAGGAAAGUCCCAAAAGCCCUCGAGGACUACUUGGACAUUCGUGUUGCCGUCGCGGGUAAUGUUGACUCGGGUAAGAGUACCCUUGUUGGCGUUUUGACAGGAUCCGGUGCACUUGAUAAUGGCAGGGGCCUCGCUCGCUCCCAGAUUUUCACGCACAAGCACGAGCUCGAGACGGGUCGAACGUCGGCUAUAUCGCAAGCUAUUAUUGGUUUCGCCGCCACAGGCGAAAUUGUCAACUACACAAAUGUACGAAACCUAACCUGGUCUGAUGUGGUGGAGAAAGCCUCCAAAGUUCUUACGUUCUUUGAUUUAGCUGGCCACGAGCGCUAUCUCAAGACGACUGUCUUUGGUUUAACUGCUCACGCUCCGGACUUCUGUAUGCUGGUUGUUGGCGCCAACAUGGGGGUAUUGCGCAUGACCAAAGAGCAUCUCGCAAUUACUCUGGCCUUAAAAGUACCUGUUUACAUUGUCAUUACAAAGAUCGACCUUGCUCCAGAACAUGUCUACGAACAGACCGUCAACCAUCUCCAGAGAUUGCUGAAGAGCCCUGGCGCUGGUAAGAAGCUCCCCGUCAUGGUCAAGAGCAUAGACGAAGUAACCUUGAGUGCUCAGAACAUCGUCAAUGACCGCAUAGUUCCUAUUUUCUCCCUCUCCAAUGUUACCGGCGAGGGUCUUGACCUUUUGAGAGCAUUUCUCAAUCUUGUACCAUCAAGACGAAACUGGCGCGAACAUAUGGAUAAGCCGGCCGAGUUCGCAAUCGAUGAGACAUUUGUUGUCCCAGGUGUAGGUACAGUGGUUGCAGGAACUACUACGGCCGGUGCUGUUGCUCUUGGUCAAAUAUUGAACCUUGGGCCCGACGGUAGGGGCAAGUUUGUCAAAGCCCAAGUGAAAUCUGUGCACUACAAGAGAACACCGGUGAAGAGAGUAGUUGCGGGGCAGGCUGGUUCGCUUGCGCUGAAAAAGGUCAAGCGCUCGGCGGUGCGAAAGGGUAUGGUUCUGCUUGACGCCAGCAUUCGUCCGGGUGCAGUCCGCGAGUUCACAGCCGAGGUUCUCGUGCUAUACCAUGGCACGACAAUUCGUGAAGGUUAUGAACCCGUGCUGCACUGUGAGACAAUCCGUCAAGCGGCCAGAGUCCUUUCCAUAGACACUCCCAUCAUUCGGACAGGUGACCGGGCCACCAUCAAGUUCCGCUUCAUGUACUACCCCGAAUAUGUCAAAGCUGGUGCGCGCUUCAUUUUCCGGGAGGGAAGAACGAAGGGCCUGGGACGUAUCAUAUCUGUGGAGAGACCAACGAUGCACUGAAGAUUCCUGAACAAAGCCACAACCUUCUAACUCCUGACAGUAGAGACUGUGUCAUUCGCAGUGGGGGCUUGGGAUGAUUGCAAAUGCAGUCAGGUGGCAGCGUCGGCAAAGUGUGGAGCAACGGUGCCGCCGCGCUUGUAAUUUCAAUUUUGUUUUUUUCGCCUCCUUCUAGCGCUGAAGGUCAUGAAGGGGACAAGAAAGCACCUCACGCCCCUUCGCAGCUUGGACAGAAAUUCUGCGAUACGAGUGAGCGGGUGCUAGAUCUGUCUGGCAGAGUUGCCGUCGAUAAACAUGUCAAUUUCUUUU